This is a messenger RNA of Cooperia oncophora, 366 nucleotides long. NCBI's taxonomy places the organism in Eukaryota, Metazoa, Nematoda, Chromadorea, Rhabditida, Trichostrongylidae. The record is from the annotation of a GenBank genome assembly.
AUGGUCCAGUACAGGUUGCUGUAUUUUGAUGGACGUGGUCGCGCUGAAGUGGCUCGACAGUUGUUCGCUCUCGCUAAUCAAGACUACGUUGAUGUCCGCAUCAGCCAUGAAGACUGGCCGAAGCACAAACCUGAUAUGCCUUUCGGUCAGGUGCCAGCACUUGACGUCGAUGGAAAGAUUCUGCCGCAGUCGUUUGCCAUUAAUCGAUAUCUAGCCAGGCAAUUCGGUUAUGCUGGCAAGAACGCUUUCGAGGAGGCGAUGGUGGACGCAUUCGCUGACCAAUACGGGGAUUUUUACAAAGAAGCAACACCGUAUCUCUAUGCAGUGUGGGGAUUCAAAAAGGGUGAUGUGGUAAGUUCCCGAUAA